Messenger RNA from Verruconis gallopava, 1896 nucleotides. RefSeq lists its product as uncharacterized. Gene Ontology annotation, molecular function: transmembrane transporter activity. Gene Ontology annotation, biological process: transmembrane transport. The record is from RefSeq and is a predicted model, not a curated record. Lineage: Eukaryota; Fungi; Ascomycota; Dothideomycetes; Venturiales; Sympoventuriaceae. The transcript has 3 exons. Bases 200 to 1843 code for a protein of 547 amino acids. Gene Ontology annotation, cellular component: membrane.
GGGGUAGACACAGUCACUCCAGCCGCCGAAUACAUGCGGCUCACAAGGAUUGCGCUACGAAGUCCGAAGCUUUCUCAUUUGCAAUUGCUUGACCCGGUUUCUAUGCAAUGUCAAUCCUGCUCCUACAGCGCGGGGUAUCACUAGUUUCAAUCGUGACCUUGCCACCCCGCAAGCGGUGGGGGCAACGAUUUAAAGCAGGAUGGAGGAGUUGUCGGUCCAAGAUGAGGAGUCUACCGCUCUUCUAGCCCACGAGAUGGACGACAAGGACAGCAUCAAGCACGCCGAGGAGACCCGCGCCGAGCUGGCCAUCACGGACUCGAGCAAGAAACAUGGAGAUCGGGCGCUGGAGCUUAUAGGAGACGAGCGUAUCCCUCUGACGGACGAAGACAACAGACGGAUACGGAGGAAGACCGACUUGAGGAUCCUGCCGGUUCUGGUGUGGGUGUACUUUUUGCAAGUCAUCGACAAGACAACGCUUGGCUACGGCGCCGUCUUCGGAUUACAGAAAGAUGCAAAGCUCUCGGCUCAUGAGUACUCUCUGAUCGGCAGCAUUGCCCCGAUUGCGCAGCUGGCGUGGCAGCCGUUCUCGUCCUUCCUGAUUGUCAAGGUCCCGCACCGCAUCCUGAUGCCUUUGCUGGUCAUCGGGUGGGGUGUCGCGCAAGCAACGAUGGGCGCGUGUGAUUCGUACGGCGGUCUGAUGGCGACGCGUUUCCUGCUCGGCCUGUUCGAAGCGGGAUGUCUGCCCCUUUUCUCCGUCAUCACGAGCCAUUGGUACCGCCGAGCGGAGCAGCCUCUGCGCGUUGCCGCCUGGUAUUCCAUGAACGGCAUCGCGAACCUGACUGCCGCUGCCUUGUCCUACGGGCUGGGCCAGAUCCGCACCUCGUCCAUGUAUUCGUGGCAGAUCAUCUUCCUCUUCUGCGGCCUAGUAACCGUGUGUUCUGCGCCUCUGGUCUACUGGCGGCUUGAAAAUGACAUCCCGUCGGCGCGAUUCCUAAGCCAGCACGAGAAGGCCCAGGCUGUCGAGCGGCUGCGCGCAAAUCAGACGGGCACCGGCAACCGCGAGUUCAAAUGGAAGCAUGUGUUCGAGCUCGCCCUCGAGCCGAAAACGUACCUCUUCAUCGGCAUGACGCUGCUCCUCAACAUCGGCGCCCAAGUGUCGAACACGUUUGGGCCCCUCAUCCUCGCUGGCAUUGGCUUCGACAAGUACAAGACCUCGCUGCUCAACAUCCCCUUCGGCACGCUCCAGUUCUUGACCAUCCUUGCCGGCUCUUGGGCCGCCGCCAAAGGGCGCUUCAAGUCCCUCGUGCUGGCCGUCUUCAUGCUGCCCGUUAUCGCCGGGAUCGCGAUGCUGUACGCGCUUCCGAGGACAAGCUCGCACCAGGCCGCGCUGAUGGCAGGCUUCUACAUGUUCGCCUUCCUCUUCGCCGGCAACCCGCUCAUCGUCUCCUGGAUGAUCGGCAACACGGCCGGAACGACGAAGAAGUCCGUCCUGAUGGCGUGCUACCAGGGCGCAUCUUCCGCCGGGAACAUAAUCGGCCCGCUCCUGUUCAGCUCAAAGGACGCGCCCUCCUACCAUCCGGGUCUUCGCGCGGUGCUCGGCAUCUUCGUCGCUCUCGUCUGCGUCGUCUUGAUCCAGCUCGCAAACCUGAUUCUGCUGAACAAGCUGCAGGAGGGGAAACGCGUCAGAAACGGCAAGGCCGCCGUGAUCAAGGAUCUCUCGAUGGAGGAUACGUAUGUGGGGUACGAAGCGGAUCAGGAAGACGGGCAGACACAACGGCUGGGAGAAAGGGCCUUCCUGGAUCUCACAGACCGCGAGAACGACGAGUUUACAUAUAUUUACUAACCCUUUUGUUUAGAUGUCUAAUCGCAUCUAUCUGAAUACACCAAGUUUGAAAA